AGCUGUGAUUUUGACAUUGACAUGUGUCCGAAAAUACAAAGCAAUUGACAGAUUUGAUAAAAUUUGUAUUUUGUGAAAAAUGUGAUACGGACGAAAGUUGUUAGUUAAAAUGCAAGCGAAAAAGCGCUAUUUACUCUUAUUCGUGUCCUGUGCGUUCCUAGCGUACUGGUAUUUCGGCGGCUACCGCUUGAAAAGCAGCAACAUGAUAGUGGACGAUCAUUUGCCUGUGUUUGUUAAUUUAGAUCAAGUUUAUACGGGAAGUCUCCAAAGGCAGCGAGAAAUUUCGCCAAUCAGUAACAAUAAGUUGUGCAGCAUGGAAAACUGUUUUGAUUUUGGUAGAUGUCAGCAAGGUUUUCGCGUGUAUGUGUAUCCUCCUGACGAUAAUAGUACGCCUAGUCCGUCCUACCAGAAACUGCUCAAUGUUUUAAUGGAAUCGCGAUAUUACACUGCCGACCCUAGGCUAGCUUGCUUAUUCGUUCUAAGCAUAGACACUCUCGACCGAGACCGCCUCAGUGCUGACUACGUCCGCAACAUGCAGUCGCGUCUGCAGCACUUGCCGCAUUGGAACAACGGCCUCAACCACGUAAUCUUCAACCUGUACUCAGGCACUUGGCCUAACUACACCGAAAACAACCUGGACUUCGACUACGGCAUGGCCAUCCUGGCCAAAGCCAGCAUGUCCGACAGCCACAUGAGGCCCGGCUUCGACAUCAGCAUCCCCCUGUUCCACAAAGUGCACCCCGAGAAGGGGGGCGAAGUGGGCUCAGUCCUCGCCAACAGUUUGCCCCUGCAGAAGAACUACUUACUAGCUUUCAAAGGCAAAAGAUACGUGCAUGGAAUCGGCUCAGACACGAGAAACUCCUUGUACCACCUCCACAACAGAAAGGACAUGAUCAUGGUCACCACGUGCCGCCACGGCAAAAGCUGGAAGGACAUGAAGGACGAGCGCUGCGACCAAGACAACAAAGAAUACGACAAGUACGACUACGAAGUCUUGCUGCAAAACUCCACCUUUUGCCUGGUCCCCAGAGGGCGGCGGCUGGGGUCGUUCCGGUUCCUGGAAGCCCUACAAGCCGGUUGUAUCCCAGUUUUGUUGUCCAAUGGCUGGGCUUUGCCCUUCGCCCAAAAAAUAGACUGGAGCAAAGCCGCCAUUUGGGCCGACGAAAGGCUACUCCUUCAAGUACCUUACAUUGUACGCUCGUUAGCACCCGCAAAAAUCCUACAAUUGCGUCAACAAACGCAAGUCCUGUGGGAUCGGUAUUUUUCGUCAAUUGAGAAGAUUGUCUACACAACGUUAGAAAUCAUACGUGAGCGUUUACCGUACGAGCCGUUUCGAGAUGCUACGGUUUGGAAUACGCUACCUGGGGCUUUAGUAACUUUGCCAAGUUUCUCCGAUCACCCGAAAAGUUUUCCAUUCCAGAUUGAAUAUAGUGAUGUUGAUGGUUUCACUGCUAUUAUUUACUGCCAGUUAGGACUGCCCCUAACACCGUCAGCCCCUCUGUACAGACUUGUCACCAACAUCGCUCGCAGUAAAUACGUCUCAAAGAUAAUCGUGGUGUGGUCGAACGACAAGCGUCCCCCCAGCAAGACGCGGUGGCCGUUGUUGCCCCACAACAUCAGUCUGCACGUGAUCCAGCCUGAGGGCGAGCCCACGAAGCCCAGCAUUUCGCAGCGCUUCUACCCGCACCCGCAAAUCGACACGGCAGCCGUGCUAUCCCUAGACGAAGACUCCGUUCUGACAACAGACGAAGUCGAUUUCGCGUACAUCGUGUGGAAGAAAUUCCCCGACCGUAUCGUGGGAUACCCUGCACGGUCCCACUACUGGGACGACUCCAAGUCCACGUGGGGCUACACCUCGAAGUGGACGAACGACUACUCGAUUGUCCUGACAGGAGCAGCGUUCUACCACCGAUAUUACAACGUUCUAUACACCGAGUGGCUGAGCCCGCUCUUGCACAAAACGGUGGAGCAGAGCCAGAACUGCGAGGACAUUCUAAUGAAUUUCCUGGUCAGUCAUGUGACACGGCGGCCGCCCAUCAAAGUGACCCAGCGGAAACAGUACAAAGAACAGCCGACUCUCGGGAGUUGGUCGCCGUGGAAUGACCCCGACCAUUUUAUCCAAAGACAGACUUGCCUGAACACUUUUGCGGCAGUGUUCGGCUACAUGCCGCUGCUGCGAUCCAAUCUGCGGCUAGAUCCAGUGCUUUUUAAAGAUACGGUAGCCAAUAAAAGGAAAAAGUACAGAAAAAUCGAACUGGUGGGCAGUUAGUCCAGGGUUUUGUUCUAAUAUUUUUAAAUCGGUUGAUCUCUGUACUCUGCCGGUGUUGGGAACGUAUACUUUGUAUCCAUGUUUCAUGUGCAAUGUUUUGUGUUAACUUGAUCAAAUUUCAUGCAUAUCCUUGUAUCAGCUGACAACUUAAACUUCUUUUAUACUUUUACAAAUAGGUUUUAUAUAAAAAAUGAUAUCCUAAGUAUAGAGCCAUAUACUGUAGUUGGAACCAAAUAUUGUUUUUAUUAGUUGAUAUUUUAUAAUCGAGCGAUUUAUUUUAUACAUCGUGACUGUAAAAUUGGAUCAGUUACAAGAUUUCGAAUGAUAAAAUAUUCCCAAUAAAAAAUUAAAUCGC
Molecule: messenger RNA, 2624 nt
Organism: Tribolium castaneum (red flour beetle)
Lineage: Eukaryota; Metazoa; Arthropoda; Insecta; Coleoptera; Tenebrionidae
Gene: ttv
Product: tout-velu
Exons: 4
Coding region: 110-2269 (719 amino acids)
Cellular component (GO): membrane
Molecular function (GO): glycosyltransferase activity
Source: RefSeq, a predicted model, not a curated record